Cyphellophora europaea CBS 101466 is the source of this 1842-nucleotide messenger RNA. RefSeq lists its product as uncharacterized. The coding region runs from base 1 to 1842 and encodes 613 amino acids. Gene Ontology annotation, cellular component: membrane. The transcript has a single exon. Gene Ontology annotation, biological process: transmembrane transport. Lineage: Eukaryota; Fungi; Ascomycota; Eurotiomycetes; Chaetothyriales; Cyphellophoraceae. Gene Ontology annotation, molecular function: sucrose:proton symporter activity. The record is from RefSeq and is a predicted model, not a curated record.
AUGAAUCGCAGAGAUCAGAAUCCUGAUAUCAACGAGCAGUCACCGCUCAUCGCAGCGGAACGCAGUCCUCGCCAUGUGGACGAGGAGGCGGGACCUAUCUCGCCAUUGUCGCCCUUAUCCGAAGACUCACUUACACCCGAGGCGGACUUCAAGCUCGAUAAUGAGCCGGUCGAGUCGAAAAGUGUCUGGUAUCUAAUCCUGCUCACGCUCAGCAUCGGCGGCCUUCAGAUCGUCUGGUCUGUUGAGAUCUCCAAUGGCUCACCGUUCCUCCUCUCGCUCGGCAUGAGCAAGGCCCUGGUCGCCUUUGUUUGGGUGGCAGGGCCGGUCACGGGUGUGCUUGUGCAACCGUACAUCGGCCUUAAAAGCGACAGAUGCCGCAUCUCAUGGGGCAGAAGGAAGCCGUUUAUGGUUGGUGGCGCACUCGGCACGGCUGUUGCUUCUCUGCUGCUGGCCUAUGCGAAGGACAUUAUGAGCGUCUUUGGGUUGAUGGCGGGAACAGAUGGCAAAUACGAGGGUAUCUGGCGCACGAUGACCAUUGUGUUUGCGACAGUCAUGAUGUGGUGUCUGGACUUCUCCAUCAACGCUGUGCAAGCAGCUAUUCGAGCCUUCAUCGUUGAUGGUGCACCAUCCCACCAACAAGAAGCCGCCAACGCAUGGGCUUCACGCAUGACUGGAGUGGGCAAUGUUAUUGGCUACCUCUUUGGAUACCUCGACUUGCCACAAUACUUCUCCUUCCUGGGCAAUACGCAGUUCAAAGUCCUGGUCACGAUAGCAUCCAUUUCGCUUACCACAACAGUCCUUAUCAGCAUUCUUACCAUUCCGGAGCGGAACCCACAACUUGAUCCGCCGACGAAAGUGCCUGUCGAUGAAGGUGUGCUGGCGUUCUUCAAGCAAGUCUUUGUUGCCAUCAAACGAUUACCUCCACAGAUUCGAAGAGUAUGCGAGAUUCAAUUCUUUCAUUGGAUAGGAUGGUUCCCUUUUCUAUUCUACAUUACUACCUAUAUCGGUCAACUUUAUGUCAACCCGGACCUCCAACCAGGUCUGUCAGAAGACGAAGUUGACGCCCUGUGGGCCAAAGCCACCCGAAUCGGGACACUCGCACUCCUCGUCUAUGCCAUCACCUCCUUCGGGUCCAACAUCAUACUUCCAUUCUUGGUCGUUCCCAGCUACAAACGCGAAGGGUCAGUCUCGGCAGAUGACACGAGAUCCUUUGACCCCACACCGUCAAUGGGGACGUCCUCAUAUGCACCAAUUACACGCAGCAGGGCCAAUAGCGUUGCAGAAGGGUCUUCGUACCAGGACAUUGCAAGUCCGCCGCCAACCUUGAUGCGACGUUUCUUGGUCCGCAUCCAGAUACCAGGACUAACACUGCGUCGGACAUGGUUGCUGUCACAAUUUCUGUUCGUCUUUUGCAUGUUCAGCACCUUCUUCAUCUCUACCUAUCAGGCGGCAGCGGUCAUGACAGCAUUAGUGGGGAUAUCCUGGUCACUGACAUUAUGGGCUCCAUUUGCCCUGAUAUCAGCGGAGAUAUCGGAACGCGAAGAAACGCGGCGGCGAAAGGAACGGCUGAAGCUGCUCAAUCCGAACGAAGAAGAGCUAGAAGAGGGUGAUCAAGCCGGUGUUAUCCUGGGAUUACACAACGUAGCGGUCAGUGCACCACAGAUCUUGGCCACUAUGAUUUGCUCGGCAGUGUUUCAAGCACUGCAGAAACCCCGAGAUGAGCCCGGCGACACCAGCGUUGGAUGGACGUUGCGGAUCGGUGGAGUAGCUACUCUGGUUGCGGCCUGGCUCACGUAUCGAAUGCGAGAACCAGCGCAUUCGGAGCAGCGAAACGUAGGAUAA